Marmota flaviventris (yellow-bellied marmot) is the source of this 3104-nucleotide messenger RNA. NCBI's taxonomy places the organism in Eukaryota, Metazoa, Chordata, Mammalia, Rodentia, Sciuridae. The record is from RefSeq and is a predicted model, not a curated record.
GGCGCGCCCGCCCAUCCCCCGCUGCCCUUUUUUUCCAGGCCGGGUGCGAAGGAGCAUGCCGGCGCCUAGCCUCUGGCAGCGAAGAGUUAAGCAGAGGGGCGUGGAGCUGCCCCCUCCUUGGGGGCGUGCCCCCCUCCCCCGCUAGGUGGCCCGCCCCCCCGCGCUAGGAUAUGGACCCCGGCCCCGGCCCGGGACCAGAGGUCCCGCGCAUGGGCCAGUGAAAGGUGUGUUCCCGUUCCCGCUCUCUUCCUUCCCUCGCCUGCCAGCACCAUGGGAUGUAAUAUGUGCGUGGUUCAGAAACCGGAGGAGCAGUACAAAGUGAUGCUUCAGGUAAACGGGAAGGAGCUCUCCAAGCUGUCUCAGGAGCAAACCCUGGAGGCCCUGAGAGCCUCCAAGGAGCCCCUGGUGAUCCAGGUGCUGAGACGCAGCCCCCGCCUGCGGGGGGACAGCUCCUGCCACGACCUUCAACUGGUGGACAGUGGCACUCAGACCGACAUCACCUUCGAACAUAUCAUGGCGCUGGGCAAGCUGCGCCCGCCCACCCCACCUAUGGGCAUCCUGGAGCCCCCCCCCAUCAGCCAUGAGUAUUAUGACCCGGCGGAGUUCAUGGAGGGCGGCCCACAGGAGCCAGACCGUAUGGACGAGCUGGAGUAUGAGGAGGUGGAGCUGUACAAAAGCAGCCACCGGGACAAGCUGGGCUUGAUGGUGUGCUACCGCACGGAUGACGAGGAAGACCUGGGCAUCUACGUUGGAGAGGUAAAUCCCAACAGCAUUGCAGCCAAAGAUGGCCGGAUCCGUGAGGGAGACCGCAUCAUCCAGAUAAACGGCAUGGAUGUCCAGAACAGAGAAGAGGCAGUGGCUAUACUGAGCCAGGAGGAGAACACCAACAUCUCCCUGCUGGUUGCUCGGCCUGAGAGCCAGCUAGCAAAGCGGUGGAAGGACAGUGACCGGGAUGACUUCCUGGAUGAUUUUGGCUCUGAGAAUGAGGGGGACCUGCGUGCUCGGAAGCUUAAGUCACCCCCUGCCCAACAGCCUGGGAAUGAAGAGGAGAAGGGGGCUCCUGAUGGGGGCCCAGGCCUGAGCAACAGCCAGGAGCUGGACAGUGGGGUGGGCCGGACUGAUGAGAGUACCCGUAAUGAAGAGAGUUCUGAGCAUGACCUGCUGGGGGAUGAGCCCCCCAGUACCACCAACACCCCUGGGAGCCUGCGCAAGUUUGGCCUGCAAGGGGAUUCUCUGCAGAGCCGGGACUUCCACUUCAGCAUGGACUCACUGCUGGCAGAGGGGGCAGGGCUUGGAGGUGGCGAUGUGCCUGGCCUCACAGAUGAAGAGUAUGAGCGCUACCGGGAGUUACUGGAGAUCAAGUGCCACCUGGAGAAUGGCAACCAGCUGGGCAUCGUGUUCUCCCGGGCCUCUGGUAGCAAUAGUGCUCUGGAUGUCAACCGCAAUGAAAGCCUGGGCCACGAGAUGGCCAUGCUGGAGGAGGAGCUUCGCCACCUGGAGUUCAAGUGUCGCAACAUCCUGCGGGCGCAGAAGAUGCAACAGCUGCGCGAGCGCUGCAUGAAGGCCUGGCUGCUGGAGGAGGAGAGUCUCUAUGACCUGGCGGCCAGUGAGCCCAAGAAGCAUGAGCUGUCUGACAUCUCUGAGCUGCCAGAGAAGUCUGACAAGGACAGCACUAGCGCCUACAACACCGGGGAGAGCUGCCGCAGCACCCCACUGCUCGUGGAGCCCCUUCCUGAGAGCCCUCUGAAGCGGGCCACUGCUGGCAACUCCAACUUGAACCGGACCCCUCCUGGUCCCCCUGUCGCCAUCCCCUCCAAGGCUGCUCCUCUGCCUGGGAGCCCCGCCAAGUUCCGAUCCCUCUCCCGGGAUCCUGAGGUGGGCCGGAGACAGCAUGCAGAGGAACGAGUCAGACGCAGUCCCAAGACAGGGGUGACCCUGGAGCGUGUGGGCCCUGAAGGCAGUCCUUACCUCUCUAGGCGCCACCGUAGCCAAGGCCAGGAGAGCGAGCACUACCAUAGCUGUGUGCAGCUGGCCCCGACCCGUGGCCUGGAGGAGCUGGGCCACAGCCCCUUGAGUUUGGCUGGGGGCCCUCGGGUGGGUGGGGUGGUGGCUGCGGCCGCUGAAGCACCCCGCAUGGAGUGGAAGGUGAAGGUACGCAGCGACGGGACACGCUACGUGGCCAAGCGGCCUGUGCGAGAUCGGCUGCUGAAGGCCCGGGCCCUGAAGAUCCGGGAGGAGCGCAGCGGCAUGACUACUGAUGAUGACGCAGUGAGUGAGAUGAAGAUGGGCCGCUACUGGAGCAAGGAGGAGCGGAAGCAGCACCUGAUCCGUGCAAGGGAGCAGAGGAAGCGGCGCGAGUUCAUGAUGCAGAGCCGGCUGGAGUGCUUGAGGGAGCAGCAGAAUGGCGAUAGCAAGCCUGAGCUCAACAUCAUCGCCCUGAGCCAUCGCAAAACCAUGAAGAAGCGGAACAAGAAGAUCUUGGAUAACUGGAUCACUAUCCAGGAGAUGCUAGCCCAUGGCGCACGCUCAGCUGACGGCAAGCGAAUCUACAACCCUCUGCUCUCCGUCACCACUGUCUGAACCGCCUGGGCAGGAGCCCAGCCCAGGCAGCCUCCCAGGCCUGGCCCUCACCCUCCCUUAGAAUCUAGUGUGUGUCUGUGUGCGUGUGCACACUGUGCACGUACAUACUCCUGUCUUUGUGUGUGCACAGGACUUUGUUGACAGAAAAGCCCCAAGGAGAAGGGACACUUCUUUUCUAUCACCUACUUCCCUCUCCCCAAAAGACCAUGUCAACAGCUGGCGUUGGGAGCAUACCUGUAAUGGGCACCCCUUUGUGUGCAUGACAUAUAUGCAGUGCUCUUGACAUGUAUAUUUGGAGACAGGGAAGUUGGUGCAAAGAGAAGUGAGGUAGACUGUCCUAAGCACAAGAGAAUGUCCAGCUUCGCCGCUGAGCGCAGCCUCUCUCGACCCCUGGGAGCUGCAGUUAUUUGUAGACAGAGGCAACCCUGAUUUUUGUGGUUUUUCUCCCUUUCUGUGCUUGCCAAUAGUUGUUUUUCUGUUUUGUGGACCUGCUCUGGGCGCUGGCAGCUCCUUGAGGCAGCCUG